Molecule: messenger RNA, 1536 nt
Organism: Cannabis sativa
Lineage: Eukaryota; Viridiplantae; Streptophyta; Magnoliopsida; Rosales; Cannabaceae
Product: ATP-dependent DNA helicase RRM3-like
Exons: 1
Coding region: 1-1536 (511 amino acids)
Biological process (GO): DNA repair; telomere maintenance
Molecular function (GO): DNA helicase activity
Source: RefSeq, a predicted model, not a curated record
AUGGGAAAAGAUAUCAAUGAUUAUAACUUAGUUGAUAAUUACAUAACUGAUAACGAAAUUGAUAAACAAUAUAAAGAGAUUAAUGAACAAUUAGCAAUUGUUGUUAGCAAAGAAGAUAUAUUAGCUGCUAAUUUAUUAAAUUUGAAACAGAAAAAUGCAUUCGACUUAAUAUUAAAUACAAUUUUCAACAAUCAAACUGGCCUUUUCUUCAUUGAUGGCCCUGGAGGAACGGGAAAAACUUUCUUAUAUAAGACUAUUUUGGCUGCAGUUCGUUCAAAAAAAAUAAUAGCUUUAGCUGUUGCAUCUUCAGGUAUUGCAGCUUCUAUUUUACCUGGUGGUCGAACAGCUCAUUCUCUAUUUAAAAUACCCCUUCACUUAGAUAAUUAUAGUUCUUGUUCAGUUAGUAAACAAUCAGGUUUAAGUAAAUUAUUACAACUAACAAAACUUAUUAUUUGGGAUGAGGCACCAAUGUCAAACAAAGAAGCUAUUGAAGCUUUAAACUAUAUGUUAAAAGACAUAAAUAAUUCCACUCUUCCUUUUGGUGGUAAAGUUAUAGUUUUUGGAGGUGAUUUCCGUCAAGUAUUACCUGUUGUUCCUAAAGGUACAAGAGAACAAAUGAUUAAUGCAAGUUUAGUAAAAUCUGAGUUAUGGCCCUUAUUUACUAAAAUUACAUUAACAGACAAUAUGCGGGCCAAACAAGAUCCCUUAUUUAGCAAUUAUUUAUUAAAUAUUGGCAAUGGAACCGAGCCAACUAUAGAUGGAAAGAUACAGCUACUCUCAUCGAUGAUUUUACCUUAUGAGGAUGAUGAUACUUCGCUAAAUAACUUAAUAGAUUUCGUAUUUCCAGAUAUUAAUAACUACACAGAAAAUAUGAAUACAAUACUCAAUCGCGUGAUUUUAACUCCGAAAAACGAGUAUGUUGACCAUAUUAAUAAAAUUCUCAUUAAUCGAUUUCCGGGUAACUCCAUAAAAUAUUAUAGUUUUGAUGAAACCGUAGAUAAAAAUGAACAGGGAGUACAAGAAGACUUCAUGAAUAGCUUAACACCAAGUGGAUUCCCUGCCCAUGAAUUAACACUAAAAUUAAAUUGUCCAAUUAUAUUACUUCGUAAUAUUAAUACUUCUGAAGGAUUAUGUAAUGGAACACGUCUAAUAUGUCGACAAUUUGGCUCUAAUAUUAUUGAUGCUGAAAUAGUUACUGGUGAUCAUUGUGGAAAGAGAAUUUUUUUACCCAGAAUACCUUUUACUCCAUUGGAAAAUGAAAAAAAUAUAUUCCCAUUUAAACGCACUCAGUUUCCCAUUAGAUUAAGUUUUGCUAUGACUAUUAACAAAGUUCAAGGACAAACGUUAGAUUCUGUUGGUGUAUUCUUACCAGAGCCUGUUUUCUCUCAUGGACAAUUAUAUGUUGCUCUAUCUAGAGCAAAAACUUUAUCAGCUUUAAGAGUUCUCAUUAGACCACCAUCAGGCAACGAAGCUGACAAUAAUCAUACCUUGAACAUUGUUUAUGAAGAAAUCUUAUUAUUAAGCAAUACUAUAUAA